Molecule: messenger RNA, 2964 nt
Organism: Wickerhamiella sorbophila
Lineage: Eukaryota; Fungi; Ascomycota; Dipodascomycetes; Dipodascales; Trichomonascaceae
Product: Ras-specific guanine nucleotide-releasing factor RalGPS1
Exons: 1
Coding region: 1-2964 (987 amino acids)
Biological process (GO): positive regulation of GTPase activity; Ras protein signal transduction
Cellular component (GO): plasma membrane
Molecular function (GO): guanyl-nucleotide exchange factor activity; protein binding
Source: RefSeq, a predicted model, not a curated record
AUGGCCGCAAAUGUCGUUGUGCGGCAAAUGCAGUCAUUUGACAACAUAAGUCUAGGUACCCCGCCUUCUGCUGCUUCGUCUGGUAUCACGCGGCAGCCUACCAAUGAUGAAUCUUUCGACUUCCUCACUAACCCAGACCAACUCGCGAACACAACUUCUACUAGUGUUCCGGACAGUAAACGUCGCACUCUAUCCGGCGAUCGUUAUGCAAGCAGCGCCCUUGACGCCCCCGAUGCUAUGCCUGACCUCGACUUCCCCUUCAUGCGAGCUGAGCAUUCUUUUGACGCCCUGUCCCUUUCGAAUCAAGAUGCCGAACAAGAUCCCUCCUCUAUAUGUUUGAGCUUUGCAGAGGGCGACAUUGUUUUCGCUCAUGGCUUUCAUGAGUCUGGAUGGGGUGAUGUGACUUUGUUGCAUACAGGUAAACGGGGCUGGAUCCCGGUGAACUAUUUCUCUCCGUUUGCCGACGUAAAAGCCAUCCCGCUCCUUUCCGCUGCAGCAGGGUUCAUUCACACGCCAAAAUCUUACAGAAUUGUCGCUCAGUUUGCAGAAUCUUCAUCGGACAUUGUUCAACACACGUUUUCCCAAGCCGCUAUCAAUGAGAUCGUGAGCGGUGUUCGCUCACUGUUGGAGCUAUCAGGAACAUUGAACCGUGAUUCUCCCGUUGCUCAGCGGUCUUUGACCAUUAGACGUUACCGCAAGGCUUUGCUAACCGAGCUUGCUUAUGUCGUUUCAUUGGCCCGUGAGAACAAACGCACGCUAGAUGAUGCUGUUAUCGAUAAGCUCGUGCGCGGUGUUUACAGAGUGGUUAUGAAGGCAGCAGCCCUGCUUGAUGUAUGGGCCGUUGACGAAAAACUGCACUCCGUCAUGACUCCAAGUGACGAGGAGGGUCCUUCUCCCCCUGACUCGCCAAUUGCAGCCCCGCAUACGCCGCACGUUGACCCCUCUAGCUUCCCUCCUACACCGACAACACCGACAACACCUGCAAAGGCAACUCAUGCCAAGAGGAACUCAAUUAGUACCCUGGGGGUUCACGCUACCAUCCCGGAGCCUCGAGAAAGAAUUAAAGAAGUCGUGGAAUGUCUGUGUGAAUACUUGAUGCCUUUCACCACACAAACUCGUUCAGAGAAGAAUGCGUCGGUUGAAAUCCUUGCCAUCACCAGACACGGCAUGCUGGCAUGCCGCGAACUGUUAAUUGUUAUCGAGGCCGUUGCUAAUGCAAGUGAACACCAGUGCACUGAGCUCGAACAUAUCAAGGAAAAGCUCUUUUCCCGUAUCAGACUGUUGGUUUCAUCCGCUCGCUAUCUUGUUACUGCCUUGGGGGACACUCAAUCUCGAGUCAGUGCUGCAUCUCAAAAGCUAGCUCGAGUUGCUACCGAGUGCGUAGAUCUUGCGCGUGAAGGCUCAGUCUGGUGCGAAACUGUUCUUGAUAAGCUACCUGAACCUUUGUCCUUACCGGAGCGUGAUUAUCCUCUUUUCAAAGAACGGCCUCUUAGUGCCGCCUCCACUCAGCUUCUAUCUGGCUACAUGUCUAGUGCGACUUCGGUCGCAAGGAACACGGUUACACCUAUUAGUAGCAAACGCAUGUCAACUGCUAGUAGCAUUGCCACAACUAUCAGCACAUCUCCACCAUCUAGCCCGAAAUCUGAACAAGCAAAAGAAGUCGAGGGUCCUCUGUCGCAUAUCCACAGCGACAUUGUUGUUCGAGGCCAACGCGUGCGCGGUGGUACACUUCCAGCCAUCAUUGCGUAUUUAAUGACCCAACCUGGCAACAGCUUUUUAUGGCAUGCAUUUUUGUUUACUUUCAGAUUGCAUACUGCUUCAGUCGAUCUUGCUUCUGCACUAGUUGAGGCCAAUGCUGUGGGUUUAGCUGUGCGGUGGUUGGAGUCCUAUUUCGAUGAACAGGAUAUUCCUGCCCUAGAUAUUUUGGCAAAACUUGAUGACAUUGAGGACAAAAUUGAACUGAGAAAGGCAUGGCCAACUGCUAAACAGCUGGUUGAGCGUAGUUUAGCUGGUGAAGAGGGCAGUGGUGCGAGUAUGGCCUCGUCCACGGUCACACUUUCAUCAAUUUCCUCGUCACGACGCACAUCGGUUUCUAGGGGCCGUUUUGGUUCUCAAGACGACAUGCGGCACCUUACUGGGUUGCACUCUCUCGGCUCUGCUUUCCGGUUAGGCGCUGGUGCUAAUAGCACUCUUGGAACUCGGCUGCUUGAGUACGAUCCCACCACUAUUGCCGCCCAGCUUGCGCUAAUGGAUGCUGAAAUUUUUGAACAGCUCAAAGUCGAUGAGCUGUUGGACCAACGCUUUGCUGCUUCCAAACGUUCGCUAUGCCAAGCACCUCACGUGGUACAGCUAGUGCUCAUGUCCAACCACCUAUCAGCCUUUAUCGCUGAGACCAUUCUUGGAGCAGAAAAUUUGAGUGCAAAAACUCGCAAGAGUAUUAUUCGCCUUUGGAUCAAGGUUGCGCAGGCAUGCUACGAAUGCGGCCACUUGAACGGCGUGGUUACUAUUGUUUCAACUCUGCAGUCUGCUAACAUUAUACGCCUGCGGAAGAUUUGGAGCCUUUUGUCCACCAAAAACAUGGCUGUUUUGGAAAAGCUCAGUCGGCUCGCCGCGCCAGAACGUAAUUUCCAAGGAUACCGCCAGGAAACUAAAGCGCGCCAGUGCAAGCCGACCAUUCCUUAUUUUGGUCUCUAUUUGAGCGACUUGACAUUUAUCGAUGAAGGUAACCCAAAGAAAAUCACUAUUCGCCCAGGCCUUGAGGGUAUCAAUCUCGAUCGCUAUCUUAAAGCUGCCCGAGCUAUCUCUGAGCUACAGCAGUUCCAGCGACAACUGCCACUGGACGUUUCGGCCAAUGUGCCGUUGCAGGGCUGGCUUCGCCAAGAGAUGGCCAGAUCAUGGUCGUCGUGCAGUAACGACAGCGACAGCAACUGGCGACGAUCUCUGUUUAUUGAGCCUCGCCAGUGA